AUGCCCUUGAAUUCAUUCAAACUUCCAACAUCUGGCACAUAUAUUGUAGUGCUUUUGUUAUAUGUCGAUGAUAUCAUUCUCACGGGAUCAAAUGAUGUGUUGGUUCAGCAUGUGGUUGAUGAUCUCAGUUCUGUUUUUGAAUUGAAAGAUAUGGGAAAACUAACCUACUUCUUAGGGUUACAAAUUUCAUAUAGUGUAGUAAGAGUUAUUUUUGUCAAUCGAGUUAAAUAUGCCAAAGACUUAUUGAAAAGAGCUGGUAUGAGUACGUGUCGAGCUUGUCCUACUCCUUGCAAGCCUCACACUCAGGUCUCAAAGACAGAAGGUGAACCUUUAUCGGAUCCUAUAGUCUAUAAAAGUAUUUGUUUACCCCGAAAAGGACUCGCCGACAAUUCGCUUGGGGUUUGGCCUUGGAGUUUGCUUUUUGCAAUUGCGAAGGCGUGCCACUGUUGGUAG
This is a messenger RNA of Prunus armeniaca (apricot), 453 nucleotides long. The record is from the annotation of a GenBank genome assembly. NCBI's taxonomy places the organism in Eukaryota, Viridiplantae, Streptophyta, Magnoliopsida, Rosales, Rosaceae.